Messenger RNA from Protomyces lactucae-debilis, 1693 nucleotides. RefSeq names its product S-adenosyl-L-methionine-dependent methyltransferase. Gene Ontology annotation, cellular component: mitochondrion. The coding region runs from base 61 to 1668 and encodes 535 amino acids. The record is from RefSeq and is a predicted model, not a curated record. The transcript has a single exon. Lineage: Eukaryota; Fungi; Ascomycota; Taphrinomycetes; Taphrinales; Protomycetaceae. Gene Ontology annotation, molecular function: protein-arginine omega-N symmetric methyltransferase activity.
CUGCAGACGACACAAGACGAAAUACAGCUGCAGCAGCCUAAACAGUCGACAUUGCAAGAGAUGCACGCCAGUCUCUGGCAGCAUCUCGCCAUUAGGCCAUGUCAGCUAUGUAUGCGAAGACAGUACAGAACGGUAGCAGUCCUUCGAGCACCCGACAGCGCCCGAAAGAGCCAGCGACCAGAACAUAAUUACCAGACAAAUAGCGCAUACAAUUACCUCGUGGACGAAGACAAAGCUGCUGUAUUCGAUACAUUUCCUACAGUCACGGCAAAGUCUCUAGCGCAUCAUACGCAUCAGCCGAAACGGAUUAAAAUGCUGGCACGCGACUUUAUUGAUGAUUCGCUGUAUAACCCACAGUAUGGAUAUUUCUCAAAGCAAGCCAUCAUCCUACAAGCUGGUGGACCACAGGGAUUCGAAUUUGGAAGCUUCAGAGAUAAUGCUGCGUUUCAAGCUGCAUUGAGUGACAAGUAUGCUGAGUUUGAGGAGGCAGAGAGUGCGCCCCCUUCAACGGCGAGUGCGGGUCAACGCUUAAAUCGUCUGAGAGGAGAGGCACCCAAGCAAGUACGCCAACCGCCUUCAUCGCCGCGUCAGGUAUGGCAGACGCCCACGGAAAUGUUCAAGCCAUUCUAUGGCCAAGCUGUCGCGCGGUAUCUCUUGACACAGUACAAACUGACGCAUUUCCCGUACCGCGAUCUCGUGUUGUACGAAAUGGGUGCCGGUAAUGGAACACUGAUGAUCAACAUUCUCGACUACUUGCGCGACAAUGAGCCAGAGGUGUAUGAACGCACACGAUACAAAAUCAUUGAAAUCUCGACACAACUUGCAAAAAGGCAAAAGACAUCUUUGCUGCAUCAGACGGCAGAGAAGCAAGGACAUGGUGAUAAAGUGGAAAUCAUCAAUAAAAGCAUCUUUGACUGGGACACUGUCGUACCAGAGCCAUGCUUCUUUCUGGCGAUGGAGGUGUUUGAUAAUUUCGCACACGACGCGAUUCGGUACGACUUGCUGACUGGACAACCUUACCAAGCCUUGGUGGCGGUCGAUGAAGCGGGGGACUUUCAUGAGUUGCUUUCGCCCAAUAUCGACCCGCAUGCUCGACGCUACCUGAGAUUGCGAGACAAGUCCAGCCGGGCUUCAGCGACCCACCCGUCUUUAAAAGUGCCGCUGAAGUUGCGUCAACUACGCGCGAUGCUGCCGCUUGCACCAAAUUUGACAAGUCCAGAAUUCAUUCCUACAAGACUGAUGCAGUUUUUGGAUAUUUUGCUGGCAAAGUUCCCACAGCAUCGACUCCUUGCAAGUGAUUUCAGCUCACUUCCAGAUGCGAUGGAGGGUGUCAUUGCGCCCGUUGUGCAAACACGCUACAAGGGCUCCAUGGUCCCUUGCUCGACUUAUAUGGUGUUGCCGGGAUACUUUGACAUCAUGUUUCCGACUCGUUGGGAAGAGAUGAAUGCCAUGUACUCCGAGUUGAGCGGUGCACAAAGCUCGCGUGGUUACUUUCAUCAUGUGACACAUCAGCAGCCGCGACUUGCUGGUGCUGCUGGAUUGAAGGGAAAGGUAUACACGCAUGCUGCGUUCCUAGAAGAUUGGGGUGAUGUCGAGGCAACCACGACGCAGAGUGGUGAGAAUCCAAUGUUGGACUUCUAUCAGAAUGCAGCCUUCUUUGCGUCGUAGUUCAUAGCAAAUCAUCAACAUUGGG